This is a messenger RNA of Microbotryum saponariae, 1817 nucleotides long. The record is from the annotation of a GenBank genome assembly. Lineage: Eukaryota; Fungi; Basidiomycota; Microbotryomycetes; Microbotryales; Microbotryaceae.
AUGCCUCGCCUCCUCAAGCUCGCCACCUCGUCCCCGACUCCUCUGGUCUAGUUUCCCAGUUCCGUAGCUCACUUCUCUCUUUCCCUUCUGCAACUCGAAUCUCGUCAAAGGUCACAUCCUUGCACUCGUCCCUCGUCCUCGCCUCUUGUGAGAAGUCCCUAGAACACCUCUCAACUCGUCACUCGCCCUUGCCCUCGUCUCGAGCCCCUUCGUCCGGCUCACCUCUCCUAUCUUCGUCCUUCGUGAUACGCCAUCGAAAUCUGCAAGAAAGGUAGAAAUCGCCACGCCAAAACCUGCUUCGACGUCGACGUCACUCGAGCGCACCAGUGACAAGCUCCCAGAGGACUCUAGAUGUGCACCAGGGGUAAAAUUCGCCCCGCCAAAGACAUCGACGUCGACAUCGCUCGGUAGCACGAUUGUGCAGCUCCACGCAGACUUCUGGCUUCGAUCAGGUGAAGACGGGCCAGUCGUCAUUAUCCAAGGCCCGUGGAGCGAUAAUUCUUGCUGGAUUGACUCAACGCUUAUCGCAUUGCUCUCGGUCGCCAACGGAUUGGAACCAUGGCUGCAGUGUCUGGAUAUCCUCAACACCCAUACGGCCUACGUGAUUCCUCCACUUGGCGAUGAGAUGGUGUUGAGGCUCCGCCCUCGAUAUUUGGCACUCGAGCUAUGGGAUGCGAUUCGCGAAUACACAGCAUUGGCUCGAAAGUUUGAUAUGAAACCGGCGGCGAACGCCAUUGAAGCAUACACACAAUUACGAGAACGGAUGAUUUCCACUGUGGUUGGGAUGUCGAAAGAGCGCGGAAGCCAUUUUACAACUCCAUUUAAGCGGGGGAGUUAUAGUAGCCCAGUAGUCAGUCAAUCACUUAGCGAACCCCGCCCCCCCAAGACGAUUAAAACUAGACGCUGAUCAUCACUUUUUUCGGCAGACCUGGCUCGAGACACUUCACUCGUUCACCGUCGAUCAUCCGGUUCUGCCAAGCGCUGUCACGUUGAAUGAUCCCGACCGAACUCUCGUCGAAUUACAUCUUCAACGAGCCGGGUAUUGCACUGCCUGCAACUGCAUUCAGAUUGAGGUGUCCCCAAGACGACAGGUUGUGGUUGACUGGCCCCUUCUCAUCUCAAGUCUCCACCUGCCUUCGCAUUCGCUGGAAACGUUGUCGGACGUCCUCGCUUCAAUCGUUGGGCAACCGUUGAAAUUGUACACAGAGGCCAAGAACUCAGGCCGUCGGCAUCACAAGCGCAAUUGCCCCGGAGGCUCUUACGUGCAAUUCGUUUCAAUCACCUCGCUCCCCCGUGUGAGUGUGAUCAACAUCAACAAUAUGUACCCGGAACAUUCACUGGCCCCAGCUGAGCUACGCUUCGGUGUUUCGGACCAAAUGCCGGAGAUGGUCUGGCGCCUUCGGUCAGGAGUGUACAACAUCAACAAUUCACAUUUCGUUACGAACGCGACGGUUGGAUACGGGCAAGAGGCCACACGCUAUCAUUUCGACGCAAUCAAAGGCUCUCUCGCUAGGCCGAUAGGGGACAGGAACGCUGGCGGAUUAGUUUCCGUGCUUUUCUACGAGCUAGAAGAGGAGUCAUUUGACUUCUUGCAAGCCUUCAACCUAAUUCUAACACGGCAGUGGCACGAAAUGUGGAGUCUAUACCAUGAGCCCUCCGAUCCUACCGAUAUCGGCAUCAAAGUGUCAAGUCUACCACCCAAAGGGACUCUUGAAGAAGGACAAGGUGUCUGGAAGAUGGAAGAUGCGUCGGCUUUUUUUCAUGAAUGCGAGACAGUGAGUGUCGGGAACGCCAAGAAAGCAGAUCAAUACAACUGA